GAAAAGAUUACAACAUGUUAUUUGAACUUCAACGUACCCGUUAGCAUACUCCCACGCCUGGGGGCGUCGGGACGUACGUUCCAGGUGUAAGGGUGCCGCUGCUUGAGACAUACCUAGGUAUAGUUACAGGGUUACAACUUGUAAACGGAUCUUAGUACUUGAUAAUAAUAUUAGCACUCCGACUUCCGACAGAAAAGUCCGGCGGGCUUUCCACGUCCCAUAUACGGACAUCCACAAGCUUGUGCAAGAUUUCCCGCAGACUUAUAUCUUGCCUUAAAGGUUUUUCUUCUUAUGGUGCGAUUAUCCAUAAGCGAAAGGUACCCAUCCGCUCAACGUCUGUCAUUGCUGUGCCUGGUGACCUUAGCGCUUGAAGGUAUUUUGAGAGAUGGCUGACUAUGGGGAUCUCGCCCGCUACCAAGACCAGGCUCUUGGCCAAUUGCCCAUGUUGCAAGUCUACUCCCAUAUUCUUUACUUUUUCCCCAUGCCACAUGGCUCCUCCCGCGAGCAGAUCAUCCAUGACCUCGAAGCAGCCGUCACUAAAGUAAGGACGGAUGUUCCCUGGAUGGGAGCCCGAGUCGUGAAUAUCGGUAAGGCGGAAGGAAACUCUGGGAUAUACCGUCCAAUCUCGUGCCAGCUUCCAAAACAAGCUAUCGAUAUUGCGGACUUCACGGAUGAGAUCCCCGAAUAUACCACCCUACACGCACAGAAAGCACCGCUUUCUUUGAUCGACACCGAGAAAUUGACCCCUGUACCUGGCUUCCCGAAGAAAUUUGAAGAUUCAGACGAAAAUCCUGCCCACGUCGUUCGGUUACAAGUCAGCUUCAUACGACGAGGCGUGGUAGUGGACUUCGCUUUCGAACACAAUAUGGGAGAUGCUAGUGGACAUUUCGGAUUCGUGAAAUUGGUCGCAAUUGCUAUGAGAGGCGAAGAUUUCCCGCCCUCUUUCCAUAAGGUAGCAAGCCGAGAUCGUAGAAAUAUUAUAUCUCUACUGGGACCCAAUGAACCUAUGUUGGACCACAGCCACCACAAGCGCCCGCCUGUCACGGAUGCAGCCCCUUUCAUCCCCCGCCGAGAUGCGAGAUACCACGUAUUUCGAUUCACGGUGGAAAACAUGAACAAGCUUAAACGUAUCGCAAGUCAACGCGAAGGGUUCGAUCCGGAUGUGCCAUUCAUUUCGACGGACGACGCCAUUUGUGCGUUUUGUUGGAAACACUUCAUCAUUGCCCGCAAGGACCGGUUCCCAGCAGACACAACUUCAAGAUACGCUCGGCAGAUUGAUGGUCGAAAGCUUAUUGGACUUCCACCUGAGUACAUGGGUGAAGUAGCGCACACGAUGUCUGCUUGGAUGACUUUCCAGCAGCUUGCCGAGGCCCCUCUAUCAACCAUUGCCUCGUACCUGCGUAAGCGCCUCAACGAAACGAACAACCUCUACCAUCUUCGAAGUUUUGCAACGUUUAUUGCGCGGGAGCCGGAUAAAUCGACCAUUACAUACUCGGGGAAAUUCAACCCAGAUGUAGACAUCGGAUGUUCGUCAAUUCGCACUCUUGAUGGGGUGUUCCCAGAUUUCGGUAGACUUGGGAGGCCGAAAUUUAUUCGCCGGCCCCCAAGUGUGCCGUUCCCCAGUACAUUGGUUCUAUACCCUGGCUCGCCUGAUGGAGAUUGCGAUGCGAUCGGUUGUCUGACCGACGCUGACUUUGAGGCAAUAAGUGCUAACCCGGAGUGGAACAAAUAUGUUGAACAUAUCGGGUGAUCCUUAGUAGAUAUCUCAAUAAUUGAAGAAUUCAAUUGCUCCCGUAAUAUUUUAGAAUUAUCUAUUGUUUGUUGGGUGCAGCGAAAUCCCUCACGGCAUCGCCGGGUUAAACCCUACCAGGAAGUUCGUUAGAGAACACCAUGAAUGUCAAGAUAGGCAUCACUGUAUUAAAAGUGUUCGUCAAUGACAAGUAUUAUUCUAUUGUAAAGAAUCGCAUCUCAUCUUGAAACAUCUAAAUCUCUUCUGACAACCAUUAGAAUUGAUUUAAUGGAUGGUACUCGCCUUGCGAGGCACGUAGCUCCUAGGUAACUUGGCAGACUGGUUGGUAGGCACCUCGAGAGGAAGCUGGAGGGGUUCUUUUAUUCCUGGUAAUGGACGUGGGGCAUCACGGCGCUCGCUGAUCCAUUGUGACGAUAGAAGUUCGGUCUCAGGGGUUGGCCAUCAUAUAUAUACCUACCUGGGUAGGUAAAUUAUAAAGGGAAGUUGUUUAAUUGAUAGCACUUCCAAUGAGAUGUCUUAGUAUGCAUUUGCUUGAACGGAUAAGUUAGUUGAGACGUCCACGGACCGAAAGACAAGAAGGACAGGAUAGGGGGUAACCAUCUCUAGCACAUGAUUCGACGACGUUUAGCGCGACGAGCACUCGCAUGUCGCCUAAACAAGAAGGUAUAUCGGUCUAGAGCGCUGCAACC
Molecule: messenger RNA, 2439 nt
Organism: Hypoxylon trugodes
Lineage: Eukaryota; Fungi; Ascomycota; Sordariomycetes; Xylariales; Hypoxylaceae
Product: transferase family-domain-containing protein
Exons: 1
Coding region: 386-1750 (454 amino acids)
Source: RefSeq, a predicted model, not a curated record